UUCCUUACAAUUCUGACACUUCUGAUUCUUGAACUUUAACUUUAUUCAUUGGUUGAAACGAUUGAGAGAGGAAAAGGCCUAGAUUUCUAUUAACCAUCAUGUACACUCGAUUAAAUGUAGGGUAGCUCUUGAAAUAUGCUGAGGCAUGCUUCAUUUCCUGGAUACUGAGGUUGUACAUAUUCAUCAUAACUCAUGCUUGACUGUAGAUUAAUGAAUGAACCAUUAUAAACUUGCACAUUUUGCCUCUUUUUAUAUUAUGAAGCUCUUGAAAGAAUGAAUUAUAAUCGCUUUUUCAAGAUGUUCUACUAAUAUCUGUCAAGAUGAUAGGAACUCUUUGUAUUUAUGUAGGGACCAGCUUAAGUUUAGAACUUAAGGGGUUCUCUUGCUGAAGUGAAAUCUGAUAUCGUGGUUAAGGUAAUUUGUUAUUUCUUUCUACUUUUGUUAUUUUCUCAAGAAAUGAUGUGAGUUUUUCCUCGUAUGAAGCUUGUACCCAUAUUAUUCUUCAUGCAAAUUGGUUUGAGGAAAGGUUCUUGCUCAUUUGUUGAGGCUCGUGCUGCUGGUUGCUUGGGAUACAUAUGGGACACUGUUUCUGGCAGUGAUUUGGUGCUACACUUGAUAUUCGAUGUACCUCAGGCUGAUAAUUACGAGAAAGUGUUCUCCCACAUGAUGCCAAAUAGCAUAUUUGGACUCUGCCAUGGAUUCCGUUUUGGCCAUUUGCAAUCUGUUGGCCUUGACUUCCCAAAACAAAAUCAGCAUAAUAGCUCUAAGUCCAAAGGGAAUGGGACCUCUAUGAGAAGGUUAUAUGUGCAAGGACAAUAAAUCAAUGGUGCUAGCAUCAAUUCUGUCCACUAGGUUUGUGCAUCUACGAGUUUAAA
Molecule: messenger RNA, 875 nt
Organism: Olea europaea var. sylvestris
Lineage: Eukaryota; Viridiplantae; Streptophyta; Magnoliopsida; Lamiales; Oleaceae
Product: ketol-acid reductoisomerase, chloroplastic-like
Exons: 2
Coding region: 478-819 (113 amino acids)
Biological process (GO): L-valine biosynthetic process
Cellular component (GO): chloroplast; mitochondrion
Molecular function (GO): ketol-acid reductoisomerase activity
Source: RefSeq, a predicted model, not a curated record